Messenger RNA from Zerene cesonia (dogface butterfly), 2267 nucleotides. Its product is annotated as protein tweety-like. Gene Ontology annotation, cellular component: plasma membrane. Gene Ontology annotation, molecular function: volume-sensitive chloride channel activity; intracellularly calcium-gated chloride channel activity. The record is from RefSeq and is a predicted model, not a curated record. The transcript is spliced from 15 exons. NCBI's taxonomy places the organism in Eukaryota, Metazoa, Arthropoda, Insecta, Lepidoptera, Pieridae. The coding region runs from base 401 to 2032 and encodes 543 amino acids.
UCAGUUUUCUAAAGAUUUCUUGAGUUGUGGUUGUAUAUUGUGUGCCGGUUCCAUUAUAUAGAGAUGCUAUUUUUUCUGCAUUUUAUAAAGGAUUAUAGGACGUUUUGUGACUUAAAUAGUUUGUGAUACUGUUCAUUUGUUAUUAUUUCAUUUAAAAUAUAGUGAUUUGCGUGUAUUGGUGUAUUUAUUUGCGUAAAUCUUGAGUGGUUGUGCAAGGUUUCGUCCCCUUCGAGAUUUUGUGUAAUAACCAGUGAAGUCUGUCUCGAGGAUCUUGUGAUGUGUGCUGUUGGUAUUACGAUGCAUUCCCGAUAGAGAUAAUAUGCUUCCAGCUGCGAAACGGGCUAUGGCCUCGUAAAAGGCGGGAAGAGACUUUUUUCCGGUGUGUGCGUGAACAGCUGGCAUGGGCGCGUCGGGCGGUUCGGACGAGUUCGUGCCGCCGCGGCUGUCGCGGCUGCUGCACGCGCUGCCGCACAUCAACGUCACGCUGCACCGUGUCAACGACACCUUCGCGCCCAACUCGCCGAUAUACCUUGAGAGUCUCGGAAUCCUCGGCUCGAUCCCGGGCGCCUGGCUGAUCCUCACGCUGACCGUGCUGCUCAUAUACUUGCUCACAAGAUGCUGCGACAGGAAGCAACGCCCGCCGAAGAGUAUCACCGCGCUCAAGAUAACACUGAUGAUACUGUCUGUACUCUGCUGCGGCGCGAUCGGUGUCGGCCUCUUCGGCAAUGAUGACCUGCACAACGCGAUGCUGCAGAGCAUCCAAGCUGGCAACCAGCUCGCCGCGCUGGUCAAUACUGUUAAAAACCAGUCAAGCAUACUAGAAGAGGCGAUGGGUUCCCGCGCCCGGGCGCCUCUAGCGCGAUUAGCGGACGCCCUAGACGCGCCCGUCGCCAACCAGACGGCGCUGGGCACGCUGCUGCGAGCGCUGUCAGCGCUGAGGAACAACGCCAGCGCGGCGGCUUCGGCCGCUGACAACCUGCGGCGGCCGCUGGCGGCGCUGAACUUGGACGCGUUUAUGAAGCGGCUGUGGAUAUGGGAGGCGGCGCGCUGGGCGGGCGGCAUGGCGGGCUGGUGCUGCGGCGGCGCCGUCUGCGUGGCGCUGCUGGCGGCGGCCGCGAGGCGCUCGCGCCGGGCUCUGCUGCUGCUUUGUGUGUGCGCGCUGGGCGCGCUGGUGGCGUGCUGGGCGGCCAGCGCGGCGCUGGUGGCGGGCUCGGUGGCGGCGGCCGACGCGUGCCAGGACCCCGCGCGCGCCAUCGCGCUCUACGCGCCGCACCGCCUGCCGCUCGACAUGGUGCACUACUACCUGUCGUGCAAGGUGUCCCGCGAGAACGUGCUGACGGCUGAGCUGCGCAACGCGCAGCGCGCCGUGGUGGCGGUGCGGCAGGCGCUGGCCGUGCUGUCGCGCGGCGCGCCGCAGCUGUUCAACGAUCCCGGGCUGCAGCCGGCGCUGGGCGCGCUGGGCGCGGGCACGGGCGAGGCGGAGCGCGCGCUGGUGUCGCUGAGCAGCGCGCUGGAGUGCCGCAUGGCGCGCGCCUACUUCGUCACCGCGGCGCGCGCCGCCUGCGACGCCGGCCUGCAGGCGUUAAGCCUUCAGCUGCUGGCGGCUGUAGUGGCUGGGUUCCUCUUCACCGCUAUCGUUCUGGUCGAUUCGCACGCGUGGAUAUACAUCAACACUAAGCGCGCGCCGGGCGGCGAGGAGCAGGCGCCGUUCCUGGCGGGCGCGGCGUGCGGGGGCGCGGGGGCGCCGGGCGCGGGCCGCACGCUGCCGCGCCCCGCGCCUUUCCCCAACGGCAAGCCGCCCUCCUACAGCGCCGCCGUGCAGCUCAUGGACCUCGGCGAGCGGGAGCGCGAGCGGCCCAGGUCGCGCGUGUCCGGCAGCGCGACACUGGGCCGCAACAGCGGCGGCGCGCUGGGCGGCGCGCUGGGCGGCGCGCUGGGCGGCGCGCACACGCUGGGCCGCGCGCCGCACAACGGCAAGUACGCGACGCUCAGCAAGCAGUGCAAGACGCUCGAGAGCAACGACUUCUACUGAGAACGGCCUGGCGGCGCGCCCGAGCCUGCUGGUCAAGCGGGGCGUACGGCCAGCCUGAACCGGUUCGACCCGAAGUACGCGUCGUUCGGGCCGCGCGCGGCGCGCCCCCGCCCGCCCGCGCCGCCGCCCGCGCUCGCCACGUUCUCGCCGCCGCGCGACAAGUACGCCACCGUGCGCCCGCCGCGCCGCGCCGACCCGCAGCCGCUCUCCGCCGCCGCGCUCGACUACCGCAGCC